UGCAGUGUAGUUAAUAGUUAUAUAGUUAAUAGUUAUGUUCAAAAUAUUUGAUUGCACUCCAGCAUAUUUCACAAGCUUGCAAUCUUGCCUGUAAGGUGCAUGGGUGUGCGUGCGCGAAUGUGAGUGUGUGCGUGUGUGUGUGCUGGUUUGGAAUGUUGAUUUGCACGAAAUUCAAAUUGUGACCAUCCUUGAAAUCUUACUUGUGAUACAGACAGAAGCACACACACAAAUUUAGUAGUUAAUUAUGCAAAACUAAGUUAAAAAUUGAAAAAGAAACGCAACAAAAAUGGAUGAGCACACAUUGAAUGACCUGUUGGAGUGUUCUGUGUGCUUGGAACGCCUAGACACCAGUUCAAAAGUAUUGCCUUGUCAGCACACCUUCUGCCGGAAAUGCUUGCAGGACAUUGUGGCUAGUCAGCAGAAGCUGCGUUGCCCAGAAUGCCGUGUAAUGGUAAAUUGCCGUAUCGACGAACUGCCGCCAAAUGUAUUGCUUAUGCGCAUUUUAGAAGGAAUGAAGCAACAAAGCGUUAGCAACAAAGACAAUAAAAGCGAAGAACAGACUGCACCAAUCAAAAGUAAAGAGUUGUCGGAGCCCACGAAGCCUCAUGCACAGCCAACGGAGUCGCCACCAACUGUAGUAGUAACUGCAGCUGCUGCCACUGCUACUGCACGCCAUAAGCCACGUCGGUUUCUUCUGCCACACGCCUAUGCUCUAUUUGAUUUCAUCAGCAAUGAACCCAGCGAUCUGAAAUUCAAAAAAGGUGACCUAAUUUUGCUCAAGCAACGCAUCGACAAUAAUUGGUUUGUGGGACAGGCCAAUGGACAAGAGGGCACCUUUCCCAUUAACUAUGUUAAAGUGGCUGUGGCAUUGCCAAUGCCGCAGUGCAUUGCCAUGUAUGACUUCAAGAUGGGACCCAGUGAUGAGGAGGGCUGCUUGGAGUUUAAAAAGAGCACUGUUAUACAUGUGCUGCGUCGCGUCGAUCAUAAUUGGGCUGAGGGCCGUAUCGGGCAAAGUAUAGGUAUAUUUCCAAUUGCCUUUGUGGAGUUGAAUGCAGCGGCCAAGAAAUUGCUGGAUAGCGGUGUAGCGCAGCCCACCAUGCCAUUGCUGCAGCAACAACAACGUGCGCUGCCGCCGGUGCCUCUAAUUGAUCCCACGCACAACAAUAAUGAGAGCAGCACUGGCUCUUCCUCUUGUUCGCCGAGUAACACCAACAGCAGCAACUCGAGUUCUAGCUGCAGCUCCAACAACUGCAGUCCGAAUCAUCAAAUAACGUUGCCGCCGGUUGCUGUGGCCAGUGGCAGCAGUUCGGUUCGCUAUCGCGACAAGGGCGCCCGUGAGAAACGUCAUUCCUUAAAUGCGCUGCUGCAGCAGGCUCCGCUAAGUUUGCUGCAAAGUAAUCGCCAUUCCGCCGAGAUUCUCAGUCUGCCACAUGAAUUAAGUCGCACGGAGCCCAGUGCGGGGCACAUGCCACUGCCUGAUCCAACACACACAGCGCGUGUAUUAAAAACUCAAGUGCAUCAGCCGCAACUGCCACCUACGUUGCCUUGGGGCUAUCUAGCGCUCUAUCCCUACAAAACAAGGCAAACCGAUGAGUUGGAACUAAAAAAGGGAUGUGUCUACAUUGUUACCGAACGCUGCAUUGAUGGAUGGUUCAAAGGCAAAAACUGGUUGGACAUAACGGGCGUUUUUCCUGGUAAUUACUUAACACCCUUGCGCACGCGUGAUCAGCAACAGCUUAUGCACCAUUGGAAAUAUGUGCAGCCCAUGCCGAAACAAUCGCAAGCGCCUUCUCUAGAUGUGCAGCUCAGUAAUAUGCUGCCCAUCCAGCCGCCAGAUUUGCCACCGCGUCAGCAGCAGCAGCAACAACAACAGCAGUCAAGUUCUACUACUAGCUGUAGUUCGGUGUGGACCAAGCCCGUCGAGGCACUGUUUAGCCGCAAAUCCAGUGGAAGCAAUGACAAUAAAGCAGAGUCAAGUAGUAGUACAGGCAGUUCUGGAGCUGUUGGAUUAAUGCGACGCCUGACGCACAUGAAAACACGUUCCAAAUCGCCAGGCGCACCACUGCAGCAACAGCCCAAGGAACCAACAAGCACGUACAAUCUGGCAAGCGAAGUUAACCAGACUGCUCCAUUGCAUCCAGUACAUGUUAGAUCUGGUAGCUGUCCCAGUCAGCUGCAACAAAGUCAGCCGCCCAAGGAGCCACCAGCAACUACGCCCGCACAUGUGGCACAGCUCAGCGCAACAAACAGCGUGUCCUAUGGCUCACAGCGCAUUAAAAGCAACAAGGAACGACCCCAACUGCUCUGUGCCCGUCAGUCACUGGAUGCAGCCACAUUUCGUAGCAUGUACAACAAUAGCGCAGUGUCGCCAGCGCUACCAUCAAGCCAUACACAAACCCAUACGCAGGCACAAACACAGCUGCAUGCCAACAUGAUGGCGCCCAGUCAUCGUAAAACACAAAGCCUGGACGCUGGUCAUGUGCUCUGCGCCAGUAAUAGCAACAAUGGUGUCAUUACGGAAGCAGCAAUCAAGGCUAGUGCCACCACAAAAUCUGCCUACAGCACGCAUGAAAGUCGCUUUCGCUGCAUUGUGCCAUAUCCGCCGAAUAGCGAUAUUGAGCUGGAACUGCGUCUGGGAGACAUUAUCUAUGUGCAGCGUAAACAGAAGAAUGGAUGGUAUAAAGGCACACAUGCGCGUACGCACAAAACUGGACUAUUUCCCGCCUCCUUUGUGGAGCCAGAUAUUUAGCUGAUACUUUUCCUGAAAUUUAAAAUUUACAGUAAUUUCCUUGAAUCGCCGGCCGAUUUGUGCUUCUGCCACAUGGUUUCCAAGCUUACUUUUCGAAAGUUUUUUUUUGAUACCACGCUCGAAUAGAAAUGUAACAAUGAUUUUAUACAAGAUUUUGUAAUCAAAAUAGUUUAAGUAUUACAUUAUGUACUUAAGCAAAUGAAUAAUGCAAAUACGCACAUUAUUAGCGUAGGCCAAACUGCGCUUCCUUUUUGAUACUAAGUUGUAGUAGUAGUGUUUAGCAACUAACAGUAAAUGUACUUAAGUUUACACGUAUUAAUUGAAGAAAUAAAACCCAAUCGAAAUAAUGUUUU
Drosophila busckii is the source of this 3102-nucleotide messenger RNA. RefSeq names its product E3 ubiquitin-protein ligase SH3RF1 (gene POSH). The transcript has 6 exons. Bases 287 to 2749 code for a protein of 820 amino acids. The record is from RefSeq and is a predicted model, not a curated record. Gene Ontology annotation, molecular function: protein binding. Lineage: Eukaryota; Metazoa; Arthropoda; Insecta; Diptera; Drosophilidae.